AGUGACGUCACGGGGAGCGAGUGGAGCGGCGGGAGGACGAACCGGGAGCUCCCGUGACGUCAUUAUUUCACCGAGGGGGAGGCCUGCGUGACGUCAUGCCGACCGUGCUGGGCCUGGAGGGCUCCGCCAACAAGGUGGGCGCGGGGGUCGUGCGGGACGGCGCCGUCCUCAGCAACCGCCGCGCCACCUACGUCACCCCGCCGGGACACGGGUUCGCCCCCGGGCCCACCGGGAGGCACCACCGGGAGCGGCUCCUGGGCCUGGUCCGGGCUGCGCUCCGGGACGCGGGGGUGGCACCGGAGGAGCUCGACGCGGUGGCCUUCACCAAAGGUCCAGGGAUGGGAGCCCCGCUGGCCGUGGUAGCCACGGUGGCUCGCACGCUGGCCCAGCUGUGGUCGCUGCCCCUGGUGGGGGUGAAUCACUGCGUGGGGCACAUCGAGAUGGGGCGGCUGCUGGGGGCCGCCCCCGACCCCGCCGUGCUCUACGUCAGCGGGGGCAACACGCAG
This is a messenger RNA of Neopelma chrysocephalum (saffron-crested tyrant-manakin), 506 nucleotides long. RefSeq names its product probable tRNA N6-adenosine threonylcarbamoyltransferase. NCBI's taxonomy places the organism in Eukaryota, Metazoa, Chordata, Aves, Passeriformes, Pipridae. The record is from RefSeq and is a predicted model, not a curated record. Gene Ontology annotation, cellular component: EKC/KEOPS complex; cytoplasm. The transcript has 3 exons. The annotation marks the transcript as partial.